CUUUAUGUGUGUCGGUAGUUUUCCUUUCGGACCGACAGGUGUCACUAACGCGAUGAGAAACUUUAGUCUGACAGAAGAAGUCCUGUGUCCUUCACAACAGCAAACAUGGCGACUGCUACCAAAAUCAUCCAGAGGCUCCGAAAUUUUCUGUCGGGGUAUGACCUGCAAGGCAAGCUCCAGCUGCGAUAUGGGGAGAUUGCAAAGAGGACUCAGCCACCACCCAAACUGCCAGUGGGCCCGAGCCACAAGUUUGCCAGCAACUACUACUGCAAUAGAGAUGGACGCAGAGAGUCGGUUCCCGCCACUGUCAUCAUGUCUUCUCAGAAGGCUCUCACCACCAGCAGUCAAGUUGCUGAGGUCUCAAAGCCUUGUGUGACCCCGGGGGCUGUCUACAGGGAGCCAACGCUCUCUACAGACCUCUGAGCAGCAGGAUUACCUCCCUCAACAAUGACAUAAAUCCUCCCUCCACAUCUGUACAAUAAGAAAUGUGAAUAAAAUGUCUUCUAUUUA
Messenger RNA from Trematomus bernacchii (emerald rockcod), 510 nucleotides. It is a transcript of the gene ndufa7, whose product is annotated as NADH:ubiquinone oxidoreductase subunit A7. Gene Ontology annotation, cellular component: mitochondrial inner membrane. The coding region runs from base 106 to 423 and encodes 105 amino acids. The record is from RefSeq and is a predicted model, not a curated record. The transcript has 4 exons. Gene Ontology annotation, biological process: ATP synthesis coupled electron transport; mitochondrial electron transport, NADH to ubiquinone. NCBI's taxonomy places the organism in Eukaryota, Metazoa, Chordata, Actinopteri, Perciformes, Nototheniidae.